AUGGCUGCCUCUGCUGGUGGUGAUUUACCGAGCGAUUUUCCGGUAAAUGAAGUGAAUAUGCUUGGACCGGUGAUACAUCUGUUGUUGGAUAAAGCUGAAGAGAUUCGGUAUGUGACGAGAUUCAAAAGACCGAGAAACUGGAAGAAUCUAGUGUUGGAAAGAAGUUUAAUCCAACUUGAGAAGAUGGCUCGACAGAAUGAAUUACCGCCUCAGUACCCUAACGAUGAAGACAAAUACGACAAAGAGCUAUGGAGUUUGGAAGCAAAUAAAGAGGAUCAUAUCAUAACUGGAAUUGAAGUUGAAAAACAGCGCGAAAUGCCAUCAUCUGGCAAACGAACACCUCUAACAAAGAUUUCAGUAAGUCCAUCGAUAAGUCCAAAUCAACAAGAACCGGAUAAAUCAACACCUGUGACGAAUCAGUCGUCUCCCGAGAUCAACGAGAAUAUGAAAGCUGAAAGUGUUCCAGCGGAGAAGGCCGAAUUGAAGCAAGCUGUUACUGGGAAAGCCGAAAACGAGGAAUGUACUCAAACAGAAAAAAGUCCGAUAAAUAGAGCAUCUGAUGGAGCAAAUAAGCAAGCAGAUAAUAAGGAGGAAGUAGCGAAAAGCGUUGAGAUCAAAAAGCAAGAUCAACAGUCACCUAUAGAGAAACAAUCGCCUGUCGUACCACCAAACUUGUCACCAGCAGUUGAGCAAGGAAACAUGGAGAAGACCUAUUGUGCAGUACCAUAUGAAUCUGAUGCACCGGAGAAAUCAAAAUUAUUGCCAAAGAAGAAACGAAGUAGGAAGAAGAAAAGAGCAAGGAGAAGCCGGAAAUAUUGGAUUGGCUCGGUAAGUAGUCAGCAUCCGGAGAUACUGUUUUAG
Anisakis simplex (herring worm) is the source of this 861-nucleotide messenger RNA. The record is from the annotation of a GenBank genome assembly. Lineage: Eukaryota; Metazoa; Nematoda; Chromadorea; Rhabditida; Anisakidae.